UUCUUCUGAAGGAGUUAAAGUUUGUUUUGUUCUUGGUCCUGCAGGGAGCCAGGGAUUCUCCAGCCAAACAGGGUUCACAGAUUUCGCCAAUACUCCCGGCACCUCCUCCACUCCCCUAUCAGUCGGACCACGUUAGAGGCACCCCGUGCUGGACAAUUGGAACACACCCAGCAUAUAAUGCAGCAGCACAGUUCUGGUGUUCAUGGUAACCAGGGUCUCGGUGACGCCGGCCAUUUAUUGCCGCAGCGGAACAACAAUACCCAGAACUCCCGGCUCCAGAGUGACAGCUCCUUUGCUCUUGGAGGACCAGGAGCACCUGGAGGAGAGGGAGCCGGUCAUGCACCAGAUCUCCGGGUUGAUGUGGUCCCAAAGACAGCAGAAAAUGUCCAUGCUUUGUGCACUGGAGAGGAAGGUUUUGGCUACAAGGGCUACAACGUUUCACCGCGUUAUCCCAAAAUUCAUGUGCCAGGGUGGGGAUUUACCAACCACAAUGGAACUGCAGGCAAAUCCAUCUACGGAGAGAAGUUGCCUGAUGGCAACUUCCAGUUGAAGCACGGCGGCAUAGGGCCCAACACCAAUGGCUCCCAGUUCUUCAUAUGCACAGCUUCAACUGAGUGGUUGAACGGGAACCAUGUGGUGUUUGGCAGCGUUGUGGAUGGCUUGGAUGUUCUGAAGGCAAUUGAGGAGCAUGGCACAAAGAGCGGCACUCCUAAAGCCAAGGUUGCCAUUGCCGAUUGUGGCGAACUAAAAUACUGCUAGUCACUCAGUUCCUUCAGGUCAGUCCGCUCUUAAGAUCAGAUGUAGCCAUUAUCAUCCACAUCCCAGUUAAACUCUGAGAUGGUGCAUAGCUGCAAUAUGUGCAAAAAAAAAUCCUACUAACACUUUCUCCUCUAAAAAAUGUUGGUCUACCAUUCGUUGUGUCUUAUUUUGUACCUUACAAUCUGUCAUCUAAGGACCACCUUUGUUAACAAAACCUGACUUAAAUAAUGAUGAUGGUGUAAAUAAAGCAAUUGCACAGCC
Molecule: messenger RNA, 1020 nt
Organism: Scophthalmus maximus (turbot)
Lineage: Eukaryota; Metazoa; Chordata; Actinopteri; Pleuronectiformes; Scophthalmidae
Product: peptidyl-prolyl cis-trans isomerase
Exons: 6
Coding region: 178-759 (193 amino acids)
Biological process (GO): protein peptidyl-prolyl isomerization
Cellular component (GO): intracellular membrane-bounded organelle
Molecular function (GO): peptidyl-prolyl cis-trans isomerase activity
Source: RefSeq, a predicted model, not a curated record